AUGGGCACCGCCGCCCGAGACCUGCGGGAAGGGAUGCGGCCGGGAGAUCCGCGGCUGUGUUGUGCUGUGUUGUGUUGUGCUGUGCUGUGUUGUGUUGUGCUGUGUUGUGCUGUGUUGUGCUGUGUUGUGCUGUGCUGUGUUGUGUUGUGUUGUGCUGUGUUGUGCUGUGUUGUGUUGUGCUGUGUUGUGUUGUGUUGUGUUGUGCUGUGCUGUGCUGUGUUGUGUUGUGCUGUGUUGUGCUGUGUUGUGCUGUGCUGUGCUGUGUUGUGUUGUGCUGUGUUGUGCUGUGUUGUGCUGUGUUGUGCUGUGCUGUGUUGUGUUGUGUUGUGCUGUGUUGUGCUGUGUUGUGUUGUGCUGUGUUGUGUUGUGUUGUGUUGUGCUGUGUUGUGUUGUGCUGUGUUGUGUUGUGCUGUGCUGUGUUGUGCUGUGUUGUGUUGUGUUGCGUUGUGCUGCGUUGUGCUGUGUUGUGUUGUGCUGUGUUGUGUUGUGCUGUGCUGUGCUGUGUUGUGUUGUGUUGUGUUGUGUUGUGCUGUGUUGUGUUGUGCUGUGUUGUGUUGUGCUGUGUUGUGUUGUGUUGUGCUGUGUUGUGCUGUGUUGUGCUGUGUUGUGUUGUGUUGUGUUGUGCUGUGUUGUGCUGUGUUGUGCUGUGUUGUGCUGUGUUGUGUUGUGCUGUGCUGUGUUGUGCUGUGUUGUGCUGUGUUGUGUUGUGCUGUGUUGUGUUGUGCUGUGUUGUGUUGUGUUGUGUUGUGCUGUGCUGUGUUGUGCUGUGUUGUGCUGUGUUGUGUUGUGCUGUGUUGUGUUGUGCUGUGCUGUGUUGUGCUGUGUUGUGCUGUGUUGUGUUGUGUUGCGUUGUGCUGCGAUGUGCUGUGUUGUGUUGUGCUGUGUUGUGUUGUGCUGUGUUGUGUUGUGCUGUGUUGUGCUGUGUUGUGUUGUGCUGUGUUGUGCUGUGCUGUGUUGUGCUGUGUUGUGUUGUGCUGUGCUGUGUUGUGCUGUGUUGUGCUGUGUUGUGCUGUGUUGUGCUGUGCUGUGUUGUGCUGUGUUGUGCUGUGUUGUGUUGUGCUGUGUUGUGCUGUGUGGUGUUGUGCUGUGUUGUGUUGUGCUGUGCUGUGCUGUGUUGUGUUGUGCUGUGUUGUGUUGUGCUGUGUUGUGUUGUGCUGUGUUGUGCUGUGUUGUGUUGUGUUGUGCUGUGUCGUGCUGUGUUGUGCUGUGUUGUGUUGUGCUGUGUUGUGUUGUGCUGUGUUGUGCUGUGUUGUGUUGUGCUGUGUUGUGUUGUGCUGUGUUGUGUUGUGCUGUGUUGUGCUGUGCUGUGUUGUGCUGUGUUGUGCUGUGUUGUGUUGUGCUGUGUUGUGCUGUGUUGUGUUGUGUUGUGCUGUGUUGUGUUGUGCUGUGUUGUGUUGUGUUGUGCUGUGCUGUGUUGUGUUGUGCUGUGUUGUGUUGUGUUGUGCUGUGCUGUGUUGUGCUGUGUUGUGUUGUGUUGUGCUGUGUUGUGUUGUGCUGUGUUGUGCUGUGUUGUGUUGUGUUGUGCUGUGUUGUGCUGUGUUGUGUUGUGCUGUGUUGUGCUGUGCUGUGCUGUGUUGUGUUGUGCUGUGUUGUGUUGUGCUGUGUUGUGCUGUGUGGUUGUGUUGUGUUGUGCUGUGUUGUGCUGUGUUGUGUUGUGCUGUGUUGUGCUGUGCUGUGCUGUGCUGUGUUGUGCUGUGUUGUGUUGUGUUGUGUUGUGCUGUGUUGUGUUGUGCUGUGUUGUGUUGUGUUGUGCUGUGUUGUGUUGUGCUGUGUUGUGCUGUGUUGUGUUGUGUUGUGCUGUGUUGUGCUGUGUUGUGUUGUGUUGUGCUGUGUUGUGCUGUGCUGUGCUGUGUUGUGUUGUGCUGUGUUGUGUUGUGCUGUGUUGUGCUGUGUUGUGUUGUGUUGUGUUGUGCUGUGUUGUGUUGUGCUGUGUUGUGUUGUGCUGUGCUGUGCUGUGCUGUGUUGUGCUGUGUUGUGUUGUGUUGUGCUGUGUUGUGCUGUGUUGUGUUGUGCUGUGCUGUGUUGUGCUGUGUUGUGCUGUGUUGUGUUGUGUUGUGUUGUGCUGUGUUGUGCUGUGUUGUGUUGUGUUGUGCUGUGUUGUGUUGUGCUGUGUUGUGUUGUGCUGUGUUGUGUUGUGCUGUGUUGUGUUGUGUUGUGUUGUGUUGUGCUGUGUUGUGCUGUGUUGUGUUGUGUUGUGCUGUGUUGUGUUGUGCUGUGUUGUGUUGUGCUGUGUUGUGCUGUGUUGUGUUGUGUUGUGCUGUGUUGUGCUGUGUUGUGUUGUGUUGUGCUGUGUUGUGCUGUGUUGUGUUGUGUUGUGCUGUGUUGUGUUGUGUUGUGCAGUGCUGUGUUGUGCUGUGAUGUGCUGUGUUGUGUUGUGCUGUGCUGUGUUGUGCUGUGUUGUGCUGUGCUGUGUUGUGUUGUGCUGUGUUGUGCUGUGUUGUGUUGUGUUGUGCUGUGUUGUGUU
Tympanuchus pallidicinctus (lesser prairie-chicken) is the source of this 2464-nucleotide messenger RNA. RefSeq lists its product as uncharacterized. The coding region runs from base 1 to 2358 and encodes 785 amino acids. The record is from RefSeq and is a predicted model, not a curated record. The transcript has 2 exons. NCBI's taxonomy places the organism in Eukaryota, Metazoa, Chordata, Aves, Galliformes, Phasianidae.